Molecule: messenger RNA, 2771 nt
Organism: Hemicordylus capensis (graceful crag lizard)
Lineage: Eukaryota; Metazoa; Chordata; Lepidosauria; Squamata; Cordylidae
Gene: ING4
Product: inhibitor of growth family member 4
Exons: 8
Coding region: 116-865 (249 amino acids)
Biological process (GO): positive regulation of apoptotic process; regulation of DNA-templated transcription
Cellular component (GO): nucleus
Source: RefSeq, a predicted model, not a curated record
CUGGAGCCAGGGCGGAAGCGCCGCCGCAGAGAGAGGAAAAUGGCUCUCACUAAGGGCGGAAGUGAAGCCUCGGAGGGCGUGGAAAGGGCGCCUGUGCGCUUGGCUGAAGCCCAAGAUGGCGGCGGGGAUGUACCUGGAGCACUACCUGGACAGCAUUGAGAACCUGCCAUUUGAGCUGCAGAGAAACUUUCAGCUCAUGCGAGACCUGGACCAGCGAACAGAAGAUCUCAAAUCAGAGAUUGAUAAAUUGGCCACAGAAUAUAUCAGCAAUGCUCGGACACUCUCUUCAGAGGAGAAACUGGGGCUUCUCAAGCAAAUCCAGGAGGCCUAUGGGAAGUGCAAGGAGUUUGGGGAUGACAAAGUGCAGUUGGCUAUGCAGACAUAUGAGAUGGUGGAUAAGCACAUCCGGCGGCUGGACACAGACCUUGCCCGGUUUGAAGCUGACCUGAAAGAGAAACAGAUUGAGUCAAGUGACUAUGACAGCUCAUCUAGCAAAGGCAAAAAGAAAGGCCGGGCCCAGAAAGAGAAGAAAGCUGCUCGUGCUCGCUCUAAGGGGAAGAACUCUGAUGAAGAGGCACCAAAAACAGCCCAAAAGAAGCUGAAACUAGUUCGCACCAGCACAGAGUACGGGAUGCCUUCGGUUACCUUUGGAAACGUGCACCCAUCUGAUGUGCUGGAUAUGCCCGUGGAUCCCAAUGAGCCUACCUACUGCCUCUGCCAUCAGGUCUCCUAUGGGGAGAUGAUUGGUUGCGACAACCCCGAUUGCUCCAUUGAGUGGUUCCAUUUUGCUUGUGUGGGCUUGACAACAAAGCCAAGAGGGAAAUGGUUCUGUCCUCGUUGCUCCCAGGAGAGGAAGAAGAAAUAAAUUUAUCGUUUCCUGAGAUCCAGACACUGUUGCCAGAACACCCACCCCUGCCCCUGGGAUUCAGCACUCUUCCCCCAGUUUCUGGGGCCUCAUAGUUAGGGGGUCUCGCCCUGGGUGAGCAGAGCUACCUGUGAAUGGUUUGUAUCCUCUUGAGGGUUCUUGCGUGUUGGAAACAUUCACUGCUUCCCAGUUCCUCUGGGAAGUUUCUCUGUGUGGACUGCCCUUGAGGGGGAGACUCCAUGGGAUGGAAUAAGCCCUCUUCAUCUCUACAGUCCUUUACCCUGCUUAGGUUCCAAAGCCUGUAUCAGCUUAAAGGAACCCAGACUUUUUGGAGGGAGAAGGAAUGAAAUCCAAAUAACUCAUAGAAGAAACAUGAUCAUCUCUCAAAUUUCCUAAUUUGUGUCCUGGGAGAGGAACAACCAAGCCUAUCCAGUAGGCCAUUUAAGAAGAUGAGCCUUUCUUCUUUUCUUUUCUUCUCUUUUUAAUUUCCUGUCUCCUACCACAUUCCAUUUUUCAAAGGGAGAGGAACUAUUUAGAGCCAAAUAGAAUGUGUGUCUCCUUCACGGAGGAAACCCUCUGCCUGCUGAAUGAAGUGUUCAUGAAUUCGUAGUCCAUGCUUCUGUUAACAGAGGCAAGCCAGGGAAUUCACUCCUCUCCUGGUACUGCUUGUUAUGGGGGAUUGAAACCCCAUGUUGUAAAAUAUGGCAUUAAAUAAAAUCAAUUCAACCAACUUUGGAGUGAUUCUCAGUUUGGGGUAGAGGGUGGGAUUAACUGAAAUGAUUGUCAACAGCCAGUUUUCUGAUGGCAGAAGAGGUGUUUGUGGUACUUCAAAAUAUUAUUUCUAAGUUGCCAUUAGGCACCUAUAAGUUGUACUUUCUAUUUUUCUACAAACAUGUAUGUAUGCCACCUAGGGCCCUGUAGGAAACUACUCAAAACAGGAGAACAAAAGGGACAUUCUAUCACAGGAAGGGAAAAAGAAGUAGGUGGUGCAGGAAAUGACGGGUUGGGGGUUAGAGCAGGCCAGGCAGAACAUCAGGCAACUAGGAGCUAGAGCAGUAAUCACUAUUUUUCAAGUCGGGGCCACUUUGGUUAAAAAAACAACAAUCCAUCAAUGUGAGAGCCAUUUCCCACUGUGCUGAGCUCUGCAAAGCACUGUCCCUCUCUGUCCUGGGAAGGCCUUUAAGACAGUUGUAGUCCUCUCUUUAGGGCUCUAUGGGAAAGCACCGGGACCCUGUGCACACCUUCCAAGAUGGAGCAGGGCUCAAGAGGGCACUGUUUCCUUUCAAGGAGCCUCGCUGGCGCUGGGCACGGCACUGCACAGUGGGAACAGUCACCUCCAUCAGGUGCACCAGGGGGACUGUGGAGAGGAUGCAACUUGGGCUGAAGCUUUGUACAAUCCCAAUAAUCAAUUAGCCAGGGAGCCGUACUUGGGGUUGAUGCGAGCCACCACUUACUAGAGGGUACUUGGAAGGAACUUGGAUGGAGCUUUCAAAAGGAUUGAACUGAUGCCUUGAGAGGUGUUUGAGAGUAAAGAGGAAAGCACCCAGCAAUGAAGGCAAAUUCUUCCCAUGCAGUUCUCAAGGAGUUAGUUCAUCUGGGAACUGGAAUUGAAGUAGGGGUGACUUUGAUGUAGAAGAGGACUAACAAACAGUUUUUCCAUUGCCUUUUUCUGCCAUGUUGUAACCUGAAUUGAUUGUGCAUGGAGUCUUCCAGCUUCUCAUCUCAUUUGUUUUGAUGGCCCAAAUACCACAAAUUCCCUAGACAGGCCAUAUUCCUCUUCCCCUACCUCUGCUGUUAGAAAAAUGCAAUGUGUAUCAUUUUGUUUGUGCUGUCCAGCUGUUCUAUCUUCCAGUUGCUAUCAAACUGUCUUAACUUUCCUUAAUAAACUCCUCUUGGUUUACUAUAA